Messenger RNA from Procambarus clarkii (red swamp crayfish), 1101 nucleotides. Its product is annotated as ribosome-binding protein 1-like. NCBI's taxonomy places the organism in Eukaryota, Metazoa, Arthropoda, Malacostraca, Decapoda, Cambaridae. The record is from RefSeq and is a predicted model, not a curated record.
AUGGUGUCGGAUUUUCCGACAAGUGGUCGUCCAGCCAGUGGUCAUCCGGCCAGUGAUCGUCCGGCCAGUGGUCGUCCGGCCAGUGGUCGUCCGGCUAGUGGUCGUCUGGCCAGUAGACGUCUGGCCAGUGGUGGUCGUGUGGCCAGUGGUGGUCGUCUUGCCAGUGGUCGUCCAGCCGGUGGUCGUCUAGCCAGUGGUCGUCCAGCCAGAGGUCGUCCGGCCAGUGGUCGUCCGGCCAGUGGUCGUUUGGUCAGUGGUCGUCUGGCCAGUGGUCGUACGGCUAGUGGUCGUCCGGCCAGUGGUCGUCUGGCCAGUGGUCGUCCGCCCAGUGGUCGUCCGGCCAGUGGUCGUACCGCCAGUGGUCGUCCGGUCAGUGGUCGUCCGGAUAGUGGUCGUCCGGCCAGUGGUCGUCCGGCCAGUGGUCGUCCAGCCAGUGGUCGUUCGGCCAGUGGUCGUCUGGCCAGUGGUCGUCUGACCAGUGGUCGUCCGGCCAGUGGUCGUACCGCCAGUGGUCGUCCGGUCAGUGGUCGUCCGGAUAGUGGUCGUCCGGCCAGUGGUCGUCCGGCCAGUGGUCGUCCAGCCAGUAAUCGUUCGGCCAGUGGUCGUCCGGCCAGUGGUCGUCUGGCCAGUGGUCGUCUGGCCAGUGGUCGUCUGGCCAGUGGACGUCUGGCCAGUGGUCGUCCGGCCAGUGGUCGUCUGGCCAGUAGACGUCUGGCCAGUGGUGGUCGUGUGGCCAGUUGUGGUCGUCUGGCCAGUGGUCGUCUGGCCAGUGGUCGUCCGGCCAGUGGUCGUCCGGCCAGUGGUCGUCUGGCCAGUGGUCGUCCGGCCAGUGGUCGUCUGGCCAGUGGUCGUUUGGUCAGUGGUCGUCUGGCCAGUGGUCGUACGGCUAGUGGUCGUCUGGCCAGUGGUCGUACGGCCAGUGGCCGUCCUGCCAGUGGUCGUCUGGCCAGUGGUCGUCUGGCCAGUGGUCGUCUGGCCAGUGGUCGUCUGGCCAGUGGUCAUCUGGCCAGUGGUCAUCCGGCCAGUGGUCGUCUAGCCAGUGGUCAGGUUAUGGCGACUGUUCCCCCUGACACUAGCAGGUUAUGGCGACUGUCCCCCUGA